AUGGACCCCAGCUUUGAUCAGGCCGGCGACGCCCAGGGCUCUCAGUCCGCCGAGAAGAAGAACAGUGUCGUUCUCAAGAUCGGCAUGGUGGGUGACAGCCAGAUUGGUAAGACCAGUCUCAUGGUCAAGUACGUCGAGGGCUCCUUCGACGAAGACUACAUCCAGACUCUUGGUGUCAACUUCAUGGAGAAGACUGUGCAGGUCCGCAACACCGAGAUCACCUUCUCCAUUUGGGAUCUUGGCGGCCAGCGGGAGUUCGUCAACAUGCUGCCACUUGUGUGCAGUGAGGCGGUAGUUCUGCUCUUCCUCUUCGACCUUUCUCGGAAAUCCACCCUCAACAGUGUCAAGGAGUGGUACCACCAGGCGCGCGGUUUCAACAAGAACGCCAUCCCUUUCCUCAUCGGCACCAAGUUCGACCAGUUUGCGCAGUUCCCCCUCGAAGAGCAGGAGGAGAUCACCAACCAGGCGCGGAAGUUUGCCAAGGCCAUGCGCGCGCCGCUCAUCUUCUGCUCAUCAGCCCGUUCGAUCAACGUGCAGAAGCUCUUUAAGAUCGUCCUCAGCCGCGUGUUUGACCUGAAGUGCACCAUCGAGAUCAUUUCGGAGAUCGGCUCCCCGAUCCUCGAGUACUGA
Molecule: messenger RNA, 630 nt
Organism: Fonticula alba
Lineage: Eukaryota; Rotosphaerida; Fonticulaceae
Product: septum-promoting GTP-binding protein 1
Exons: 4
Coding region: 1-630 (209 amino acids)
Molecular function (GO): GTPase activity; GTP binding
Source: RefSeq, a predicted model, not a curated record